This is a messenger RNA of Truncatella angustata, 987 nucleotides long. RefSeq names its product putative pectinesterase precursor. The record is from RefSeq and is a predicted model, not a curated record. Lineage: Eukaryota; Fungi; Ascomycota; Sordariomycetes; Amphisphaeriales; Sporocadaceae. Gene Ontology annotation, biological process: cell wall modification. Gene Ontology annotation, molecular function: pectinesterase activity. The transcript is spliced from 2 exons. Bases 1 to 987 code for a protein of 328 amino acids.
AUGAAGUUUCUCAUCGCCGGCCUCGGCUUCGUCGCCUCAGUUCUCGCUACCGCCCGAACUUCUGCCCCUUCGGGCUGUCUUUACGUCGCCAAGAGCGGUGGUUCUUACACUACUAUUCAGAGUGCCGUUAAUGCGCUUUCCACGACCUCUACCACUGCUCAAUGUAUCUUUAUCGGUGCUGGCACCUAUAGCGAGCAGGUCGUCGUAAGCUCACGCAAGGCCCAACUUACCAUUUACGGUUACACCAGCGACACCUCCAGCUACAGUGGUAACAAGGUGACAAUCACGUCCAGCUUGAGCCAGGCGGAUGGUCUGACCGACGACGAGACCGGCACUCUGCGAGUCCAGGCCGCAAACUUCAAGCUUUACAACGUCAAUGUUGUGAAUGGAUAUGGCAAGGGCAGCCAGGCUAUCGCCCUGAGUGCCUACGCUGCCAGCGGUUACUACGGUUGCCAGAUCACCGGUUACCAAGACACUGUCUUGGCUCAGACCGGUAACCAGGUUUACGCCAACAGCUUGAUCCAGGGUGCCACCGACUUCAUCUUCGGCCAGAAUGCCCCAGCUUGGUUUGAGAACGUCGAUCUCCGUGUAGUUUCUGCCUCGCUCGGCUAUGUUACAGCAAGCGGCCGUGCUUCGUCCAGCAGCUCUUCCUACUACGUCUUCAACAACUGUGACAUUGCUGCUGCCUCUGGUAACACCGUUUCUUCCGGUGCUUUCUACCUUGGCCGACCUUGGGGUGCCUACGCCCGUGUUGUCUUCCAGAAGACUUCCAUGAGCAAUGUCAUCAACUCUGCCGGCUGGUCUGUGUGGAGCACCUCUGAUACGCGUACUAGUGGUGUCACCUUUGCCGAGUACGGUAACACCGGUUCUGGCGCUUCCGGUACCCGUGCCUCUUUCGCCUCGAAACUUAGCUCCGCUGUCUCUAUCUCGACCGUUCUCGGCAGCAGCUACGCUAGCGCCGGCUACUACGACGCAUCCUACUUCUAA